Vigna angularis (adzuki bean) is the source of this 2229-nucleotide messenger RNA. RefSeq names its product vesicle-associated protein 2-2. Gene Ontology annotation, cellular component: plasma membrane; endoplasmic reticulum membrane. NCBI's taxonomy places the organism in Eukaryota, Viridiplantae, Streptophyta, Magnoliopsida, Fabales, Fabaceae. The record is from RefSeq and is a predicted model, not a curated record. Gene Ontology annotation, biological process: endoplasmic reticulum membrane organization. The transcript is spliced from 8 exons. The coding region runs from base 515 to 1936 and encodes 473 amino acids.
CCACCCAACUCCACCUUUUCUUUCUCUCUUCUCUUCUGCAACUUAACAAUAGAUGCAUUAAUCGCUCUAUCUGUCUACUCUACUCUCCGUUUAGAAGAAGAUCACGAUUCACACGCUUAUCCCCAUUCAAUGCAUCCACUUCUGUUACCUCAACACAACCUUGCAUGAAACAAAAAGAAAAAGAGAAAUUCCCACUACCAUAUUCGGCUAAUUCCGUUUUACCUCUCUGUUUUCCCAUUGUUUAUACGCUGCCUUUUCUUCCGGUUUCCCAGUUUUGAAAAGCGACAUACACUUGUUCUCGCUGAAUUUGUUGACUUCGUGUUUGUGCCCUGACCACAGUUUAAUGUUUUUUCCGUUUUCCGUAACGAGUUCAGUUGAGUUGACUCGUUGAUCUGCCACGACUUGACUCGUUCCCCUCUUUUUCACUGUCUUCUGUGUCGAAUCGAACGGCUUAACUGAAACGCUGUCAUUCUAGGUGUCGAUCUCGACUUCGGUUACCCCCUCGGGGACAAUCAUGAGUAAAGCUUCGAUUCUCGAAAUCGAACCCAAGGAACUCAAAUUUAUAUUUGAAUUGAAGAAGCAAAGUUCUUGCUCGGUUCGGUUAACUAACAACACCUUUGACUAUGUGGCGUUCAAGGUCAAAACGACGUCGCCUAAGAAAUAUUCGGUGCGUCCAAAUGUUGGAGUGCUCGUGCCGAAAGCCACUUCUGAGUUCAUCGUUACAAUGCAAUCCCAAAGGGAAGUACCUGAAGAUAUGGUGUGCAAGGACAAGUUCUUAAUCCAGAGCACAGUGGUUCCUGCCGAAACAACCAGUGACGAAGUUACGUCUAGCCUGUUUAUUAAAGAUGGAAGUAAGUAUAUAGAAGAGAAUAAGCUGAAGGUGACCCUGAUCAGCCCACCCAAUUCACCUGAUCUCUCUCCUAUUAAUGGUGACUUCAAGAAUGGUCUUGAUCAUGGAAAAGUUCAGAUAUAUAGUAAAGAUGAAACCCAAUCGCCAGAGCCUAUGGUUCUCAAAAAUCCAGACAGGGUUCAUGAGGUAUUAAAGCUAGAAGAGGAUAUGGAUUUGAGGGCAGAUUAUUAUGUGGGGUUGGACACUAUGAAGGACGUAGAGGAGCCAAAUGAAGAAGCACAGUUAAAAGUGUCUAAAGAUAAGGAGUCGAACAUGGUAAAGGAUGAAGAUGAACUGAAGCCACAAAAAAAGUUAGGGGUAGAAGUGUCAAAAGAUACGGAUUUGACCAAAGUAAAGAAUGCAGAGGAACUGAAACCAUAUAAAUCAACACAGUUGAAAGUGUCUAAUGUUAUGGAUUUUAACAAAGCAAGCAAUGCAGAGGAGCUGAAACCUGAGAAAGCAACAGAGUUGAAAGUGUCUAAAGUUCGGGAUUUGAACAAAGUAAAGAAUGCAGAGGAGUUUAAACCAGAGAAUGCAGCUGGGUUGAAAGUGUCAGAAGUUCAGAAUUUAGACCCAGAAAAUUCUGUAAAGGAACUGAAUCCAGAAACAGAGUUAAAAAUGUCAAAAGAUGUGGAGUUCAAAACAAAAAAGAAUAUUGAGGAACUGAAGCCAGAAAACGUUGAAGAGUUAAAAAUGUCAAAAGAUAUGGAGUUGAAAGCAUUAAAAAAUGUUGAGGAACUGAAGCUAGAAAAAGAAGCCGAGUUAAGAGUUUCGAAGAGUAUAGAGGAGGUCAAAUUAUUGAAAGCUAUUGAAGAGAUGAAGUUAAAGCUUGAUGGACUUGAGUCAAAACUAAAUGAGUCUGGAGUAACAAUAUCAAAGUUAACAGAGGAGAGGAGGCUCAGCAAUCAUGAGACAAAAAUCUUGCAGGAAAAACUAGCAGAUCUUAUUAAUAAAGGUCCAAGAAAAGUUCAAGUCGGAUUCCCACUUUUAUAUGUCUGUAUGGUGGCGCUUAUCUGUGUCUUCUUGGGAUACCGUUUGCACUCGUAAUACCGUCUGCAGGAAGCUACUAACAUUUUGAAUUUCCCUGAAUUUUUUAAUAGCAGAAGUUUAGGCAUAAAUCCACCUUAUAAAUGUAAUAGUGGGGGGAUCUGUAUACUUGACUGUCAGUGAUAUUCGAUCUGAUCUCUGUAGUCUUUAGUCUAUAAUCAUGAACGUCUCCCCAUUUGUAUAUGCAAAGCUACCCAGUUGUACAAGUAUAAAUAAUUAGAUAUGGCUGUCUGGUAGAUAAAUCACUUAUGUGGAUAGUAUAAAACUGAGUGUUGUUUACGCUCCUUUGGAUU